CUCAAAGGUUCAAAUCAUGAAUUACUUCAGCAACGAGCGAUGGUCACAAAAGCUUACAAGUAUAAUUUUGGCCGUACGUCCGUGGUCUUUCUCGGCGUCCGUAACAAGCACUUUGCUUGGACUUUGCCUCGCGUGGAAAGAAAAUAAUAGUAUCGACAUUAUCCAAGCGAUCUUUACCAUUGCAACAGUUUUAUCUAUUCACGGCGCUGGGAAUUUGGUAAACACGUACUAUGACUUUAUCAACGGUUUCGAUACAAAGGAUUCUGACGACAAAACUUUGAUCGAUAAAUCGCUUUCACCAAAUGAGAUUGUAGCAUGUAUUACGGAGUCCUAUAUAAUGGGAAUCAUGUGCUUUGUUGCCGUUUAUCUCCGCUCAGAUGGAAACACUCUGCCGAUGAUUGCUCUGUUUCUAUGCGGAGUACUGAGUUCGUUCAUUUAUACUGGAGGAAUCGGCUUAAAAUAUAUGGCACUUGGUGAUAUCCUGAUCUUACUAUCGUUCGGCGCUCUGACUACCGUGUUCGGUUACUUAAAUCAAACCGGUGAAAUUUCACUCGGAGUUAUCAUCUAUGCAAUACCCUUGGCACUUAACACAGAAGCCAUUCUACAUGGGAACAACACACGUGACCUGGAAAGUGAUAAAUCAGCUGGAGCUGUGACAUUGUCCAUUCUACUUGGCAAGCAGUACGCGUGCGCCAUGUACUGCUUACUUCUGAUUGGUCCAUAUGCUGUACUGUGUGUCCUGGCCUUAAAUUCUUCUUGGACUCUCCUGUUCCCUUUGGUAACAGCUCCUCUGGCUGUUCAACUCUCGUUCCAAUGUUUCCAUGGAGAUAUGACCAUGAUUCCUCAAAAAACCGCUCAGCUCAAUCUCAUGUUUGGUGUACUUUAUUUGACUGGGCUGAUUAUUUCAUAAGAUGUUUAGUCUGGCAGAAGUGUUUGAAUCAAUAUCUUGGUUGAGUAUAACUGGUUCUGCGGCUAAUAAUAAAUUUCCUGAAUCUCACUUUCACAAAUCGUAUUUAUAAUUACUGUUGAACUUGCGUUAACCCAGUAGGGUAGCUUCGUACAGGCGCGUAAGUGCCCUCGUUGAACUAACAGUGACCACGGGAUUGUCUGUCGAGGCCUAUGGCUCGAUGUAAGCCGUUAUCUCGGUCCUCUCUACAAUCCUCCCAAGGAGUGGGAAGGAGCGUUGUAAUGGAGCCUGCCGAAGAAACCCUACCGAGUCCGCUACAAUACAACUUCGCAGUUUGUCAACUUUUAGUUAGCUUUAUUUUUAACAAGGGGUUUUGAUUUUGUAGAGGCUGAGACGUCUGUAAUGAGUUUCUACUCUUGA
This is a messenger RNA of Stylophora pistillata, 1327 nucleotides long. RefSeq names its product ubiA prenyltransferase domain-containing protein 1. The record is from RefSeq and is a predicted model, not a curated record. Gene Ontology annotation, cellular component: Golgi membrane; endoplasmic reticulum. Gene Ontology annotation, molecular function: prenyltransferase activity. Gene Ontology annotation, biological process: menaquinone biosynthetic process; vitamin K biosynthetic process. NCBI's taxonomy places the organism in Eukaryota, Metazoa, Cnidaria, Anthozoa, Scleractinia, Pocilloporidae.